Molecule: messenger RNA, 4487 nt
Organism: Cheilinus undulatus (humphead wrasse)
Lineage: Eukaryota; Metazoa; Chordata; Actinopteri; Labriformes; Labridae
Gene: pitpnc1b
Product: phosphatidylinositol transfer protein cytoplasmic 1b
Exons: 10
Coding region: 562-1485 (307 amino acids)
Biological process (GO): phospholipid transport
Cellular component (GO): cytoplasm
Molecular function (GO): phosphatidylinositol binding; phosphatidylinositol transfer activity
Source: RefSeq, a predicted model, not a curated record
GGCAGCUGAGGGGAAAGGAAAGGAGCGAGCAAGCAAGGGUUACACAUGAGAAGUCUGAGGAGGGAAUCAAAGAAAGCAAACAGGGCGCAGGGAAGAGAAGGAACAGGUAGAGUUGGUUGGGUUUCAAGCUUACCUCACGGCUAAUUACUACUUUCUCACUGUGGUGAGGGAAAAGCAAACAGAAACUAAGUCAGGGAAAACUGCAGAAGGAGAAGAAGAGGGCAAGAGAGAAGAAAGCAGAAGUAGAAGAAAAAGGAGACGACAGUUUUAAAAAACAGCUCGGAUUAAUUGAGGAAGACAGACAAAUAAAGUAGAAAGACUGCGAGCAGGGAGCGAGUAAGAAAACAGCAGAUACUCAUUGACAGAGAGGACUGGACUUAACUCCAUGGAUUACUGACAUCAGCAAAACAAAGGAAGAGGAACGUCAGAAAAAAAGGAGGUCACUGCAGUCCAGCAGUAGUGUAGCCUGCCUGAGCCUGUCUACAAUGCAACCAAGAAAGCUGAGAUAGACAGACACAAGCACAGACAGUUCAUAAAGACAGCCCUCUGUGAAACAGCACCAUGUUGAUGAAAGAGUACCGUAUAUGUAUGCCUCUGACUGUGGAGGAGUACAGGAUCGGGCAGCUUUAUAUGAUCAGUAAGCACAGCUGUGAGCAGAGUGGUGGAGGAGAAGGGGUGGAGGUGGUGAAGAAUGAGCCGGAUGUUCACCCCAAAUACGGCCAGGGACAGCUGACCGAGAAGAGAAUCUACCUCAGCAGUAAACUGCCAUCCUGGGCGAAAGCGUUUGUCCCGCGUUUCUUCUACGUGACAGAAAAAGCCUGGAACUUCUACCCCUACACUAUCACAGAGUAUUCAGUAUCGUUCCUCCCCAAAUUCAACAUCCGCAUUGAGACGAGAUUUGAGAACAACAACGGUAAUAACAGCAACGUGUUUGGGGACACUCCAACCCCGGCAAAGAGUGUGAGUUUCCUGGAUAUCCUGAGUGACCCCAUCCCAGAAAAGCACUACAAGGAGUCGGAGGACCUGAGUCUUUGGCAGUCGAAUAAAACGGGCCGUGGGCCUCUGGAGAAGGGCUGGAGGGACGACCACAAACCCAUUAUGUGCUCCUAUAAGAGGGUGCAGUGCAGCUUUGAGGUGUAUGGCUUCCAGACAAGGACGGAGGAAUUCAUACACAAAAACAUCCAGGACAUCCUUCUGGUCGGCCACAGGCAAGCUGUAGCGUGGAUAGAUGAAUGGCACGGCCUGAGCUUGGAGGAGGUGAGAGAGUACGAACAGGCGAUGCAAGAGAAGACCAACAGCAAAGUCAAAUCCAGCCAGAACAACACAGGCCAAUCGGCUGCCCCUCGUCCUGUGUUUUCUCGCUCCAUCUCGGUGACGGACGAGCGUUCCCUGAAGAAGAUGGGAGUGACGACAGUGGCCAUGUCUGACCCCUCUCCCUCCUCUGGGCCACAAAGUCCCAUUCGCCUCCACUCCACGCCUGAAUAAUGCCUGAAACACUCACACACAUGUACUGUAUUCAACACAACGCCAACAUUAAACAAAGUCAUGUGAGGUUUUUCGCUCAAACAUGGAUAAACAGCACAUGAAGACAGUGACAUGAAUAUACUACAGCCAAUAUUUGAAGAAAAAGCUUGUUAACUCUUUUGGAGAGACAUGGAUAAGAGAAUCAGUACAACUUACAUUUCAUAUUCAUUAUAAAUGAUCAGUGAGGGCUGGUGUGUUAUUCUCCAGUGGGGCAGUUUCUCACCAGAGUGUGAAUCUUGGUUUAUUAGUCCAAUGCUAAGAGAAACUGCUGCUGUCAUUGAUAGGCUAACAAUCUAAGCAAAGCAGAUGGAGUAUUUUAAACUUAAGAAGUGAUUUAUCGUAGUCAAAAAUGCCAAGUUAAAUUAUUCCUUAUUAUUUUUAGCAUCUCCACAGUUCUUAAUGCUGUAGUUCUCAUGGAUCAGAAGUUUUUGGCAUGUUGGUGUGAUGAUUCAGCCAAAAUGGUCAGCCUGUCAUUCACACCACAGAGGUGACAGAAGAGGCUGUCACAGUCACUGACUCAUCUAGAGAUAUUAUAUUAUAGAUAAUUAUAAUAGAUAUGGGUUUUCAUAACUACUUUUGGUUGCUGCUCUAGGUUUUAAAAUUUUAACAAUAUGUCAUAAGUUAUUUGGACCAUAACAGCCCCACUUUUAUGAUAGCUGCUUUUUGUACCAGCUGUCCCUGAACAUGAAGUUUAGUUCAGACCAAAGAAUUGCGAUGCAAUAAGUCAGUUUUAGAAAGUUGCUGGCAAUGGUUGCAGCUGUUUGAACAGAGCCAUCACAGCUCAAAUCAAGCUGUCUGAUGACUUGGCAGCAAUUCACUUCAUCAAAUCACAAUCAGGUCAGGUUUAGGAGCAUACUGUGCUGCUCUGGCCUCCUGAUGGUCAGCUUCCAAGCCUGCGCUAGUCCCAUGCCCCAUCUCUGCAGGUAUCCUCCCAGCUAGCACCCUCCAGGACGCACAUAGUCGCCCCCAACUUCUGCACCAGCCCACCAGGUCCUGGGCAUCCAACAUGUGGUGAGCUGGAUCAGGCCCGGGAACAAGCGCCAGGGACCUGUAAAAACGCAGCCAUCAUUCCCGCAUUAGGCAGAUGAUCCUUCCCAUCCUCACUCUCCUGAGCACGUCUGCAUUAGACACACGGUCUUGCCAACAAUACCCAAAGGUACACUGAAGAGAAGUUGUCACAAAGUAGUCCAGUUGUUGCUUCUGGCCAUCAAUCAGCAUCAUGGCCUGACAAUGGUAUAGUAAGGCUGGAAGCACCAGUCAUUGAAUGACAACCAAAUCACAAUCAGCCGCACUGUAAAACCAAAUAAGUUGAAAGUACUGAAAAUAUUUGUUGGAAAUUAUUAUGUUAAAGUAAUGAAAACACACUCUUUGAGUUUGACUAAAGUUAAAAUGUAUAGUUUACAUGUUUCUCACCCACUGCAAUUUUCCCUUAAGUCACAUUUUUUAAAUUGGAUUGACUACAAGUAAAAUGGCUGAAAGGUGCACUUAGACCCAGAAAGUGUUCAUCCUCAGACAUCAAUACAUCGAGCAGAUAAAGCCCCAGGCCUCCAUGAGAUCUCUACCAUCCCUCCUAGGAGUCCCUGCCCCAGGUUGGGAACCUAUGAUUUAAAUGAUGUUUUUAAUUUAAAAGAUUUUACAGAUUUGAUGAUUGAGAUAUAACUUUUCUGUUAAUGAUCUUAAUGCAGUAAAACAUUUGACAAAGGAAGGCUAACUUUUUUCAUCUGUUUCAAAUCUUAGUGCCACAAUAACCUAGCAGGUGGCUAGCCACAGUAUGUCUUUAACAUUACUGUUUUUACACAUGCACCAGAUUUACAGAAAUUUUCAGGCUGGUUGCAAUGGGAGACCUUUCACCUUAAUUUUUCAUGCAAAGUAAAAAUGUGGUAUCAAUUUAGGAUGAACUGAUUUGUACAUGCAGCAGGUAAAAGUCAUGAAAAUUCCCUGUUUUGAGAGAAGUGAUGAUGAUGUUUGUGAUACUUUUAUCUGUAUUUCCUUCCCUGCUCUUCAGUUGAUACUGUGAAUACACGCAAGUUUGCAAAAUACUGCUAUAAAGGCAACUGCUGUCAUUUUGUCAGACACUGUUGCUUCUUCUCCCUUUUUAUGCCACUGAGACUCCACCUUUGCAUAAGAGAAAGCCUACCCUUCUGAGAUGCAAGGAUGAGCAUGCAUUUCUUUCAGUAGUGCAUGAGUGAAACAGCUACACCUAUGUAGGAGCAGUAUUGAUUGUUAUCCAUCUCUCCAGCAGUGUAAAAUAAGUAUAUCCUCAAAAUUCCUCAUGACUGCUUCAGAAACAUUUACCUCUCCUUAUGCACAUGUGGUUCCUGUACAAGUAAGAGCUGCAUAAACACACACAGACACUGUGUGCCUGAUCACUGUUGCCUUUGAAAAUACUGCCAGUGUCCUCAGAAGCCUUUAAAACACAGAGCACUUCAGUGUUCUCGCUCAGCUCCUCAGCCGCAGAGGAACUCGCCGACCACCAGCGGGGCUCUCGAUUGUUUCUCAGCCCCCAGCUAGCAGCCUACAGACAGAUGCAUAAGGAGUUUAAUAGAGUGAAUCUAAUGAGAAAGCAGAGGAGAACGAUGCAGGGUGUCAAUGCUAUGGAUCGGCUCCCUUCUCCACCUCAGCCGAUAGGUCAGACUUCUGGUAUUGACAGAGGGCAGUGAGGCAUUGUAUUGGUUCCUUGAUCGCUUAGCUGAGAGCUGCAAAUGGGUCAAGUGAGGGAUAAACUUCAAUUAUAAGUCAAUGAUGUGAGUGUUUAUAAGGCUAUUAGUUUAAUUUUUUAAUAAACAUGAUGAUAGGUUCUUGUCAAGGAUGAACAAAAGCAACAAUUAGAUAAAGCCAUUUCUUGUCAUUAUAUUUGUAAUAACCGAGUAUAAAUGAAGUUUAUUAACUAAUCAACUAAUGUUGUAUUCACCUUGUACAGUCUUUUAUAAUGGAUUUUUAUCAAUAAAUACAAUUUCACUCUG